Messenger RNA from Cuculus canorus (common cuckoo), 5215 nucleotides. It is a transcript of the gene PAX7, whose product is annotated as paired box 7. The record is from RefSeq and is a predicted model, not a curated record. The transcript has 10 exons. The coding region runs from base 33 to 1607 and encodes 524 amino acids. Lineage: Eukaryota; Metazoa; Chordata; Aves; Cuculiformes; Cuculidae. Gene Ontology annotation, molecular function: RNA polymerase II cis-regulatory region sequence-specific DNA binding; DNA-binding transcription factor activity, RNA polymerase II-specific. Gene Ontology annotation, biological process: anatomical structure development; regulation of transcription by RNA polymerase II.
CCGUUCUGACACCCCGACACCCCCUCCCCACCAUGGCAGCGCUGCCCGGGACGGUGCCUCGGAUGAUGCGCCCGGCUCCGGGACAAAACUACCCUCGCACCGGCUUCCCUUUGGAAGUUUCCACCCCGCUGGGCCAGGGAAGGGUGAACCAGCUCGGAGGGGUUUUCAUCAACGGGCGCCCGCUGCCCAACCACAUUCGCCACAAGAUCGUGGAGAUGGCUCACCACGGGAUCCGGCCCUGCGUGAUCUCCCGGCAAUUGCGUGUUUCCCACGGCUGCGUCUCCAAAAUCCUCUGCAGGUACCAAGAGACCGGCUCCAUCCGUCCCGGGGCCAUCGGAGGCAGCAAGCCCAGGCAGGUCGCAACUCCCGACGUGGAGAAGAAAAUUGAGGAAUACAAACGUGAAAACCCCGGGAUGUUUAGCUGGGAGAUCCGUGACAGGCUCUUGAAAGAUGGGCACUGCGACCGGAGCACCGUGCCCUCAGUGAGUUCGAUUAGCCGUGUGCUACGCAUCAAAUUCGGGAAGAAAGAGGAAGAGGAGGACUGUGACAAGAAGGAGGAAGAUGGGGAGAAGAAGGCCAAGCACAGCAUAGACGGCAUCCUGGGCGACAAAGGUAACAGGCUGGACGAAGGCUCAGACGUCGAAUCCGAACCAGACCUGCCUUUGAAGCGCAAGCAGCGCCGCAGUCGAACCACUUUCACCGCUGAGCAGCUGGAGGAGCUGGAGAAGGCCUUCGAGAGAACCCACUACCCAGACAUCUACACGCGAGAGGAGCUGGCUCAGAGAACCAAGCUCACCGAGGCCCGAGUCCAGGUCUGGUUCAGCAACCGAAGAGCGAGAUGGCGCAAACAAGCGGGAGCGAACCAACUUGCAGCUUUCAAUCACCUGCUGCCAGGGGGCUUCCCACCUACAGGAAUGCCGACUCUCCCACCGUAUCAGCUGCCAGACUCUACCUACCCAACAACCACCAUUUCCCAAGACGGGGGAAGCACCGUGCACAGACCCCAGCCCCUGCCGCCAUCCACCAUGCACCAGGGCGGGCUCGCUGCAGCCGCCGCUGCUGACACCGGUUCUGCCUAUGGGGCCCGACACAGCUUCUCCAGCUACUCAGACAGCUUCAUGAACGCUGCAGCUCCUGCCAACCACAUGAAUCCAGUCAGCAAUGGCCUCUCUCCACAGAAGCAGGGUGCCCAAAACAAGAUGCAGUGCUCCAGGUGGAACCUCACCAUAGCCCUGAACAAUCAGGUGAUGAGCAUCUUGAGCAACCCCAGUGGGGUUCCUCCACAACCCCAGGCUGAUUUCUCCAUCUCUCCCCUUCACGGUGGCUUGGACACCACCAACUCCAUCUCUGCCAGCUGCAGCCAGCGGAGCGACUCCAUCAAGUCCGUGGACAGCCUUCCGACUUCCCAGUCCUACUGUCCUCCCACCUACAGCACCACCAGUUACAGUGUGGACCCAGUGGCUGGCUACCAAUAUGGACAGUAUGGACAAACUGCUGUUGAUUAUCUGGCCAAGAAUGUGAGUCUGUCUACACAGCGUAGGAUGAAGCUGGGAGAACAUUCAGCCGUUCUGGGCCUCCUACCAGUAGAGACAGGCCAAGCUUACUGAAGAUCCGACUGUGUCAACAACCCACUCCAGCAACUUGGUACGACUGGAGAAAACACCACCAGCCUUCCAGGGAUCUACCUGUACCUGGACCCUACUCCUUCCCAAUUCCCUUCCAUCUCGCACCAACCUGAGCUGUGAAGGAGACGGGAAAGAAAGGGAGAGCUCUCCAAGUCUCCAGCUCCUCCCAGAGCACAAGGCAAGCCUGGCCUCUGUGAUCUGACUCCUGUGGCCAGAGACAAUGGGUUGGGUACAUUUAUUAACUCUACAUUCCUGCCCUCCUUCUAACCCACCUGGCCAUGGCAUUUUGCCCAUGCUUAAGGACUUUCCAUUGAUCUAGGUAGUUGGCAUAGUCAAAGCCAAAUCGAUCUUCUUUUUCUUUGUAAAAAAAAGAAAUGUUUCAUUCUGUUUCCUUUUCUUUCCAAUCCUGUAAGUUGAGUGAAUGUUGUAUAGGAAGGAAUAAUCAAGCUGGUCAUUUAGAGUGAUAGAAUUCAGGACCACAGAAGACCUAUGGACCAAAUAUAAGAACUUGUUUAAAAAAAAAAAAACCACACACAAAGGCAAACAAAACCGGAAAAACAUGUUAAAGUGACAGCAAAUCUCCCCUCCCCACUCUACCCGGCCGUUCUCAGUGGUGGCUUCCCAAAGCAGGGCCAAAGCAGGCCAGAUCGCUGCUAAGCAGAGGCAGGAUGUGAGUCUGUCCAGCAUGGGACCUUUGCAAAGUGAAAAUGUAAAUUGCAUGAGCACUGAAGGUUAUGGGCACGGGCACAAGCAACAUUUACUUUUCCUCUUGGGACCAAUUUAGAUCGGAUUAUCACUGAAAAGACACGGGCAACAGGUACAGCAGGAGAUGUGAUAGCGAACAUCAGCCUUGCACACACAGAGGAAGGGCAUCAAAUACACCCGAUCGGGUCGGAGCUUUUGCCCUUCCAGUCAAGAGAGGCGAGGACUGCGUAGCCUUUCUUUCACUCAGCAGGAAAGAAGCUGGCCAUGAGAGCAAAGAGAAGAGAGGGAAGAGUCAGAGGUGUUCGUUAGCAGCCUGCUCAGAGGGGUCGGGAUGCACAGUCACAUCCUUCGACAAGGAAAGGGCCACCUAAAAGAAAACAGUGCUUGUUCUGAAGAUGCAUUCCCACAUCUCACUGUUGGGUGGAUGUGGCCAUGGAGUCAGAGGGGAGAUGCCCUGAAGAGUCUUUGUAACAGCAGCUAGGAAGGAAAAAUGCUCUGAGCUGCAACACUGCACCUGUUUGUACUGCAGAAAAGAUUGUCCUUGCCAAUGGCAUUCCCUGGCCUCGAGCCACCAGUAGAAAUGCUUGCCCCUGUCCAUCUAUACAACUCCAUGUCUAAGUUCCUUCCCUCUCCUUUUCAUUUGGUGGUGGAGCCUCUCCCUCUCUAAGCCAGAUAGUGUUCUCUGGAUUUAUCACACCACUUUUCUGUAGCAGCCAGUGCUCUCACUUUUGAAUCGGCUCACAGUUCUGCUCAUCCCACCAUUUGGAUAAAAGCAGCCAACAAUAAGUGUUUAUUGCUAACUCAUGACUCACAUGGGUUCUUACUUUCCCUUUUGCAUAUGGUGAUGAUCCCUGAUGAUUCUUAAGCAGAGGUCUAAUAUUAUAGAGAUUUUUCCCCUCACUUUCCUGUGUUGAGAGGGCUCACUUCAAGAACGUGCUGAAAUUUGACCUGGAAAGGGCAAGGAGAGCUGCCCCUGAGGUAGCAGCCCCAAGUGACAGAAUCUGUGCCGGCCAGUAGCUGGUGUGUGCAGUUCAAUGGCAACAAGCAAUACUUAAAGUCAUCUACAUAUUGUAGAUGUAGAGAGUUCAUAAUAUGCUUACUAUAUGGUAUGUCUACUUUAAGAUAAUGAAUGUCUGCUUUUGUCCACUGGCGAUAACGGGGGACCAAGUGGUCAGAUCAGCUCUGGUCUGGCCAUAUGCUCCUAGGUUGCUAAAGGAGACACUUCUCUUGUGCUUCCUUCUGUUGCUGCUGUUUCUUAUGUUCUUCUCAAAUAAUCUGACUUUCUUUUUGCAACUGAAACAUUUUUCUGGGGAUCUGUUCCCUGCCUUGCCUCAACGUCAUUUAUCACAAACCACCAAACCACUUUCUCUUGAGCCGUGUGGACAAGUACCUGUUCUGACCAAAGCAGAGUUGUGUUUCUUUCGUUGCUCAGCAUCCUACCUGAGCCACACAUGGCUUUCAUCAGCUUUACUCUAUGGCUGUGACAGAGCCUGCUCUACAUUCCUAAAAGUGUAUUAAUACAUCAGCUUGGCUUCUCUGCCUCUCACAUACGUGUGUGCUCUGCACGGGGCAACAUCUGCACCCAAAGGCUGUAUUGCUGUCAUUUAUGCUCUAGAGAUCCCAAUUCAGCCUCUGUUCAUCCAGCUGUACCAUGCACAAGACUUCCCUCUAGUUGGAAAAUACUUUCCUUGGAUCACAAAGCUUUUGAAGCACUUGAAGCUUGCUUUCUUCCCAUCCUUUCUCAAUGCAACAUACAGCACCUACAGCUGGAUGGACUGGUGAGGCCAAAGGUACCAAUUCCCUUGAGGCGGCUGAGGAGCCAAAAUGCCUUGGAGCAUUGGAGUCGUGUUAGCUGAAGCACUUUCCCUGCUUUGCACCAGUUUCAGAUCUCAGAUAGCAAUGGAAGAUGCUAGUUUAUGUGGUAGAGCUGAUUCCGUUUGGCUUUUCCAAACGGAAUUCCAGUCCUGGCUUGAAUGCCAUUCCCAACAAGAGUAACCUUCAGCCACACCUGAACUGGUGGAUCGAGGGCCAGAGCAAGGGUGUCUCCAUGACAGACACCAGUGUGGGGAUUAACGACUGAAGCCUCUGAAUUUGCUCCUGUGUCUCAGUAUCACUCCGAUUGCUAAAACAUCAGAGCACAUUAUUUUCUUGUGCACCACAUUCAAUAGCAUUGACAAGGACAAAUGCCAGUAAUCACCCAGUCUGGGACCACUUUCGGAUUUGCAUCCUCCUUGUCACUGGCAGAUGGAGUUUGUAGGUGGGAAAUAUUGGCCCUGCAUCUACCCUAGACGUUUCCAGUCCCUUGUUCUUUAUAUUGAUAUUUGUGACCAAAUGCAUUCCUCGCUGCCUGCUAAACUAGAAGGAAAGUUUCAGUUUGUCAUGAGAAUGCUUGUCCGCUGCUCCUGCUCGCAAAGAAUUGUUGGCUCUCUUCAUCCCACCAUUAUCAAUUCUCCUGUGUGUGCAUACUCCUCUCCCAAGCAUCCCUCAACACUUGGUCCUCAGAGAGAGCAUGCUGUUGAGGAGGACUUCAGUGCAGAGUGCAGAACCUCCUGCAUAAAGAGUAUUAAAAAGAGGGAGCGCUGUAGAUACCUAUUUGCCAAUUACCUUCACCAGGAAGUCCAUGACCACCUGGGCACCGCUGUAAAUAGAGUUCUUAGAGGAAUAUGAAAGCCGCCCCAUGCUAGCCCAAAUAGCUAUUCUCUGACUUUUCCCUCGUGGUCGCACUUUGUACAUUAGUUGGAAAUUUGUUCAUGUGCUGUAUGUUUAUAGAAAGUUGACAUUUUUUUAUACUAAAAACACAGUGAGUGCCGUGCUAGUUAAAAAAAAACAUGGGGGGAGGGGGGAUGAACUGUAGAAAUUUGCCUAUCAUGUGUUUUCAAAAUACA